This is a messenger RNA of Helianthus annuus (common sunflower), 1313 nucleotides long. RefSeq names its product 50S ribosomal protein L3-2, mitochondrial. Bases 163 to 1098 code for a protein of 311 amino acids. NCBI's taxonomy places the organism in Eukaryota, Viridiplantae, Streptophyta, Magnoliopsida, Asterales, Asteraceae. Gene Ontology annotation, molecular function: structural constituent of ribosome. Gene Ontology annotation, cellular component: mitochondrial large ribosomal subunit; ribosome. The record is from RefSeq and is a predicted model, not a curated record. The transcript has 5 exons. Gene Ontology annotation, biological process: translation.
CACUUUCAAAGGGCUUGCUCACUCCCACACUACUUUUCAAAACCCUACCACCCUCAGCCGAAACCCCUUCUUUCCAUGGUGUCUCCAUAACCGAUCUCUGCAACUUCCAUGACCAUCUUUCCCACUCUUCCAAACUAACUCAAUCCAAUCACACAUCCAACAAUGGCCGCCGUAUCACGAGGUCUCAUCUCCUACCUCCGUAACCUCUCAAUAAACCCUAAUCGCACCAUUUCAGCAUCCAUAUCCACUCACUUUCUGAGAACCUUCACUUCAGAUGCGUUGAUCGAUGAAGGAGAAAGCGGUCGAAUCAUUAAAGCUGAACCGAGAGUUAUGACGCCGAAUUCGAAAAGAACCGGAGUUAUUGCUGUGAAAUGUGGAAUGACUGCACUUUGGGAUAAAUGGGGAGCUAGGGUUCCGAUUACGGUGCUUUGGUGUGAUGAGAAUAUUGUUUCUCAAGUUAAAACGCCUGAGAAGGAAGGGAUUACUGCUUUACAGAUCGGUUGUGGGCAUAAAAAGGAGAAACACUUAACAAAACCAGAAGUGGGACACUUUAGAGCACAGGGUGUUCCAUUGAAGAGGAAGUUGAGAGAGUUUCCUGUGACCGAGGACGCGUUACUUCCACUUGGCACUCAGAUUAGCGUUCGUCAUUUCGUUCCUGGCCAGUACGUUGAUGUUACCGGAAUCACAAAAGGAAAAGGUUUUCAGGGUGUGAUGAAAAGACAUAAUUUUAAAGGAGGGCCCGCAUCUCACGGAGCAUCUUUGUCCCAUCGAAGUCCUGGUUCCACGGGUCAGAGAGAUGCUCCCGGUAAGGUAUUCAAAGGUAAAAAGAUGCCUGGUCGUAUGGGUGGGAAGCAGAGAACGGUAAAAAACGUGUGGGUAUACAAGAUAGAACCUGCAAGGAACUUGUUGUGGGUCAGAGGCCAAGUACCGGGGAACGAGGGGGAUUUUGUUUUCAUAAAAGAUGCAUGGUACAAGAAACCUGAUAUAUCAACACUUCCGUUCCCGACAUACUUUUCAACAGAAGAUGAGGAUGAGAGCAGUUUGGAACCACUGGUUGCGGAUCUUGGGGAAACGGAUCCGUUCAUGGCUGCAGAUUAAUCAAUGCGAUCUUUUUAUUUUUGUUUUAUCUUUGCUCAAGGCUUCUUAGAGAUAGGUUGGUUGAUUCUUGAAUGUUGAUGAAUGUAAAAGCUGAGAAGUAGCAGCUUGGAUUUUCUUUUGAUAAUAGAAAAGAAAUGUUGAGGGAUGUUGUGGCUGGUGAAAACUAUAGAACCUAUUUUUGAAUAAAAUUUUGAAGUAAAUUUUGUGUUGCAGAA